AGUUGUGAAUAGGCGUUUGAAUGGAAGGUUGAUAAGAAUACCUUAAGGAAGUUAGAGUCUUCCACGGUCAAGAGCUCACACAUACCAUCAUCCUUCGAUGCGUUCGGUUCGAUUCCUGGUAGGGGCACGUUUGCCUGAGAGCAUAACUGCGGAGGCAUACUAUAGUAUACUGAAACGAGGCAAACAACAGGCAACUAGCGAGUUCGCCGAAUAGCGGUGACUGACCGGUCAAAGAUUGUGGGUCACAUAUAUAUCCUAAUGUACUCUGUCGCUCUUUCAGUAGUGGUCACAGACGUUCUGAUCCAUGGCUUGGUUUUGGACUUCCCCACGGCAUGGCGUUCAUCUUCUGAGCAAGUCUGUACUCACAUGGACUACCGCACCAGCUCUGGGAUGCCGCACACAAGAUCCUUGGACUUUUCGAGUCGUCCGGAGCCCCCUAUAUCUCGUUGGCUACAACCUUGCCCCGGCAGCCACCACGGGUAUAUGACUCUGUCGGUGAUCGUGGGGUUUGUCCCCAACCCCUUCCCCCAAGCUGAUCUCACAUCUCGGUGUCGCCUUUCCCCGCGCUCUUCCCCCGCUUUAGUGCAUUACUUGAGCUAUGUGCUAACUCUGCGUCAUAAAACUCGCCUUGCUGAGACAGGGAAGGAGAGGCGUAAGGUCAUCAUCAGGUAGGUCGAGCCGUACGUGGCUGUGGGUGUUGUGCCGACUCCGCGCUAGAAAUAUUU
Pseudovirgaria hyperparasitica is the source of this 725-nucleotide messenger RNA. RefSeq lists its product as uncharacterized. The coding region runs from base 259 to 672 and encodes 137 amino acids. The transcript is spliced from 2 exons. The record is from RefSeq and is a predicted model, not a curated record. NCBI's taxonomy places the organism in Eukaryota, Fungi, Ascomycota, Dothideomycetes, Acrospermales, Acrospermaceae.